Schizosaccharomyces osmophilus is the source of this 312-nucleotide messenger RNA. It is a transcript of the gene alb1, whose product is annotated as pre-60S shuttling factor Alb1. Lineage: Eukaryota; Fungi; Ascomycota; Schizosaccharomycetes; Schizosaccharomycetales; Schizosaccharomycetaceae. The transcript is spliced from 3 exons. The record is from RefSeq and is a predicted model, not a curated record. Bases 1 to 312 code for a protein of 103 amino acids.
AUGCCUUACAGAAACGACAGAAAAAAAUCUGCAAAAAGAAACCCAGAUUCCAUUAUCCAUGGCCGUGUUCCUAGCAAAAAGACGAUCAAAAAACAUUUAAGAAAUGGAAAAUAUUCUUUACAGCGUCUAGCUGAACAAGGAAUCCAUUUGGACGAUGCUAUGAUGGAAAUCGAAGCUGUGAGCGACAACAAAGAAAGGAAAAACAAAAACAAGCUUUUUGGCAAUUCUGAAGAAGAACAACAGGAUAACUUUAUGAGUGUCGAUCAACCAGCGGGCAAGGGCACAAUUCUCGGCGUUCCUCCAUCUUUUUAA